Mycotypha africana is the source of this 3556-nucleotide messenger RNA. RefSeq lists its product as uncharacterized. Gene Ontology annotation, molecular function: DNA binding; DNA-binding transcription factor activity, RNA polymerase II-specific; zinc ion binding. Lineage: Eukaryota; Fungi; Mucoromycota; Mucoromycetes; Mucorales; Mycotyphaceae. The coding region runs from base 221 to 3556 and encodes 1111 amino acids. The transcript has 4 exons. The record is from RefSeq and is a predicted model, not a curated record. Gene Ontology annotation, biological process: DNA-templated transcription; regulation of DNA-templated transcription.
UUUUUUUUUUUUAAUUUUUUUGUUACGUUUAUAUAUAAUACCUGACCAUUUGUGCUCUCAAGUAACGUCUAUUUUGUUUUUACUGCUAAACGAGCUUUUUGAAGUGAAAUAGUAAUUUUGCUAGUUGGAAGUUUCUCAAAAUUGGAGUUGAAGGAAAGAAAGAAGAUAUUCAUAUCGAUAGCGAAAACAACUUAUAAGAUAUUUCACAAAUUGUCAAAGUAUGAGCGCUUCAUCCUCCAAAACAGCCAACGCUGGAGGCUCUGCUUCUAAAAAGAUUAGGAUGACUAUGGCCUGUGAGCGUUGCAGAGCUAAGAAAGUUAAAUGUGAUUUUACACACCCUCAAUGCUCAAGGUGUCAACAUGCGAAAGUCGAAUGCUCCUAUGAUGGAAGUGCUACGCAAAUCGAUCUAUUUAAUUUAGUAAAAUUGAAUGAAACUGUGGAUGUUUUGCAAGAAAAGCUUCGAACCAUUGAGACUAAUUUGAAGGAUGUGUGCAAUAACACGCAAAUCGUUGCCGAUGAAGUGAGAGCGAAACGUGAAUCAAAUACCAAUGACAAAAAGCGAAAGUCAAUUGAUCCCAGUAGUAGUUGUAAGUGUAGCAGUGACGAAGAAAACCAGCAUGCAAGUAGUUGCAUGACCAGCAACAUAACGAAAAGAAACGUGAACGGAUUGGGACUCAUCUCAUCACCUCGAAGUGCUCAAUGGUCACUUUCAUUGACGCCAAAAGGUUUGAGGAUUGAUACAGACAUAGUUUCUUUACAUGAUUUGUAUGAUAUUUUGCUCUCUGGCGUAUCACAUUUCGACUUUGGCAACAGUGCAAACAGCAACAGUAAUCAUAGUGUGUCUGAGGCAGCAGCGAGUACUCUAGAAACAUCAUCUCAAUCUUCUAUCAGUACGUCAUUCGAAAGUCCACGACCUGAAGCAGCUACGGUAAUGCGAAAAAAACCCUUAUGGAAGAGUCGAAUGAAAGCACACCCUUUAUAUAGCAGUUGGGAACCAGAAAACCAGCAGUCUUCGACGCACAACAAUAUGAAAAAUGAUAACGAAAGAUGGGGCAUUGAAAAGUCAAAUAUUGAUGUCUUUAUUCAAACGAUUUCUCGAGAAACAAAACAACGACUGCUUACUAUUUUUGAGGAAUGCUUUUUGUGUUUCUCCUGGCCCGAUCCUGUGAAUUCCAUUGUUGCUCGAUUUGAGAAAAACACACUGGAUCCCAUGCUGGCCAAUGCGAUAUUUGCGUGGACGGCCAGACAUGCCGCUAUAUAUCACAAUCUAUUUCCCAACAACGAUCCCAACGACAUAGGUCAUUAUUUUUUUCUGAAAGCUAAGGAACUGCUGAAAGAACGGUUUAUGGUCAGCAACGUAAAUACCAUGCUUAGUGUCUUCGUCAUGUACAUUUAUGCGAUCGGUAUGCCUACAAGUAGUAGUGAGCACAAGGCUGAAGUAGAAUCAGAGGCCUAUAUCUAUUUGGGAUUGGCAAUUCGCAUAUGCUUGGAUUUGAAGAUGAAUGUCGAGUCAACGAGUUCUGUUCCAUACGAAAAAGAGCUGAAUCGCCGAUUUUUCUGGGUGCUUUACUUUAUUGAGACAUUAGGCUCCAUACAUUCCGAUAAAGCAUUUUGUUUGCCACCCAAAGAGAUGAUCAGUGUUGGAUUCCCAACGCUAAUGGACCACGAAACAAGUGGAGAAUUGAAAUAUAAGAGAGAAUUUAUUAUAAAUCGGUUUAAAAUUGCAUGCAUCUAUCGUGACAUUAUCAACAAGACGACAGAAGAGAAACCUUUGCUGUCACAGAUUACAGCCAUUGAUAAGGAGCUAGAAACAUGGCGUUCACAACUUCCGCCUUACUUUAAGUAUGAAGCAGGGGACUUGUAUAAACGAAAUUGGGAUUCUACGUCUUUUAGAGAACAAGCCUGUAUCAAAUUAAAUUUCGAAUAUAAUUUCCAAUUGUGUCAACUCCAUGGCAUGUUUCUGAAAUCAAGUUUGGAAGAGGGAAGUGGAAAUAGCAGUUAUCAGCCGUCGACGAUUGAACUGUUAUCAAAAGAUGUUUGUAUAAAAGCAGCUCACAGUACAAUAGAGCUGCUGCAGUGUUGGGCGCAACUGAAGCAGUUAUGGUGCCACUUUUCCCUGGAAAACCUGAUGAUGACCGUCGUUAUCUAUGGCAACGUCUUGGCGCAAUCUGAUGAAAGUGCGGAACGAGACUUGGCGAAAACAAAUUUGGAGAAAAUGGCGGAAAUUCUUCUUUCAUCGCCUGUUCGUCAUCAUAAAUAUGUUCUCACUUUAGUGAACAAAAUCCAGGCUGUAUUGAAAGAAGCUGCAAAUGUCGAUUCACUUUUCGAUGAGGAAUCUAAAGGAAAUAGUCAACUGCAUCCACAACAUAAAACGAUCGACAAUCCUACUAGCAAAAGGGCAGGUAUGAGUAACAGUGAAAAAGAUACCUCUUCUUCCAAUCAGAAUGUUUCACCAGUACCUGUUACUGUGCCCUCUACAACGAGCACAUCGAUACCUGUUGUUUCUAUGCCGCAUUACCAACAACAAAACCAGACAAAUAUACUUCAUAAACAACCUAUGUCAGGCGUCGAUCAAAAUUUAAUGCCACACGCAGCGUCUGAUAACCCCUUCAUGCAAUCGAGGAAUCCUUUCGUACUUGAUGUUGCUUCAGCCUCUUCUAUUUUUGACAUCCACAAAGCAGAUUUAUUUGCACAAGACAUGCAGCCAUUUUCAGAUUUCCUUUAUACACCCACGAUUUUGAACGAUUAUGACACAUCCCUGAAUGAUACGAACAUCAUGUCUACAAUGAGGUCGACUACGGACACAAAUAAUAAGGCGGGCACAGCGAAUAGUUACUUAUCCGCACCACCGCCAUCGCAUACCCAGCCAUAUAAUACUACCACGUACACCUUGAAUCAACAACAACAACAUAUUCCUGGCCGCUCUAUUCAUAAUACUUCUGAUACUAACACUAAUACUACUCCACCUAAUUUACUCCGCACAGCAGUACCUAUUAAGAGUGAUACUUAUCGCCAUUACCCUCAACAUACUUCACAAAUGACUGCUAAUAAUACUUGUACUAAUAAUAUUCCUCCGACACAUACCAAUUCACCCCAGCAUCCCGCAAAUAAUCCGCCUUAUCAGCAUUACCAUCAUCACUCUCGAACCGAUUCUUCGUCAUCAACUACUUGGGUACCUUCUAUCAAUGGAUCCCCAGCUCCUGCUAAUACUACUACUACUGCUGCUUCUGCUCCUACCAGUAGCACUAUAAUACCCGCUGCCCCUACAUCCGAUAACACAGCACCGUCUAGAUCUUCACCUGGUCAACCCAUGUAUAUGACCGCCAAUGGUGCUCGACCACCACUACCACCGCCACCACCACCGUCGGAUUAUAUGCAAUUAUCAGCUAAUCUCUUUACUCCUAAUAGCACUAAUCAAAAUCAGAAUCAAAAUCAAAACCCUAAUAAUCAACCUAUGGGUAGCAGUAGCAGUAGUGGUAGUCAACGUAAUUCCCAACAGCAUGAACAUCAACGUUCAGUAUCAACAGAGUCAAAUAACCAACAUCUUUAUUUCUAA